Messenger RNA from Apis laboriosa (Himalayan honeybee), 1760 nucleotides. RefSeq names its product glutathione S-transferase 1-1-like. NCBI's taxonomy places the organism in Eukaryota, Metazoa, Arthropoda, Insecta, Hymenoptera, Apidae. Bases 1043 to 1696 code for a protein of 217 amino acids. The transcript is spliced from 5 exons. Gene Ontology annotation, biological process: glutathione metabolic process. Gene Ontology annotation, molecular function: glutathione transferase activity. The record is from RefSeq and is a predicted model, not a curated record.
AUAAAUAAUAAACAUUUUACAAUAAAUUUCAGCAUCGUUCGAAGCCUGUUUAAAAUUACAUAUACACGCAUAUAUAUAUAUAUAUAUAUAUAUAUAUAUAUAGUACUGGAAUAUAGCUAUAGAUCGAGCGAGCGAGCUCACAAACUCUACACUCUCGAUUCUCCAAUAAAACAGUACAUUUCCUUUCCUUCCUCAUUCGUACGAAAUUUUUCUUAAAAAAAACAAAUAAUAAUCAUUUGAGAUCCGUUAUAAACUUAUUGUUGUUACAAAACAAAUUGAUAAUCAUCUCUUCGCAUGUCGUUAUAUUAACAAUAAGAGACAACAAGAUAAUUCGUAAUACCGAAUUUCCAUCGAAGCAACAACGUCUGAAUUAAAAAGAUUUCAGGUAAGAAACAGUAGAAGAUUGAUUAUAGUUGUCGUUUUUUAAAGAAGUUCAAUUCGUGUAAUUAUUUUUUUUAAAUUCGUCUCUCUUCUUUUCGUACGUAUACUUGAACCAUCUCGCUUGCACGUAUCGAUUAUUCGUUAAUGGCGAAUACACAUAGUCGUACAAUACACUGGAUUCAAGUACACGUAACACGGGCACGAUUGAAAAAUAAUGCUUCGUCGAUUAUCGUUCGAUUGAAAAAAAAAAAAAAAAAAAAUUACGGAUAUACACGGAAUUAUAUAUAAAUUCCGUAACGAGGGAUAAAAUUCACUCUUGCAGAGCAAAAUUAGAACGAGGAUUCUUGGCAUUGUUUGAAUAAUGAACGAACGAACGAACGAACGAACGAACGAAUGAAAUUCAACGCGAAUUACACGCGCAAUUACACAGGAAAUUAUUUACACAAGAUAAUUCCAUAACUUUGUGCGUGUAUGGAUAUCGAUUUUCUUGAGGUAUUGAAAAUCUUCUAGUUGAAAAACUAGUAGCUGGAAAAAAAGGAAAUAUAAUUUUUGUAUUAUAUAAUAUUUGUGUUGUAUCAUCCUUAUAUAAUCCUUAAAUAUUAUUUAUUUAAUACACGUAUCGAAACGUAAUAUUUUUUUUUUUAGUUGGAUAAGUGUGAUCAUGUCGUUGGAUUUGUAUUACAUGCCCAUAAGUUCACCUUGCAGGACAGUCCUCUUGGCUGCGGAAGCCAUCGGUAUCUCCUUAAAUUUGAAGGAAAUCGAUAUAUUUGCAAAUGAACAUUUGAAACCGGAAUAUGAACAAUUAAAUCCGCAGAAAACUAUUCCAUUUCUCGUAGACGGUGAUUAUAAACUGACGGAAAGUCGAGCUAUUAUGUCGUACUUAGCCGAUCAAUAUGGUAAAAAUGUUCGCCUGUAUCCACAAACACCAGUUGGCCGAGCUUUAGUCAAUCAUAGAUUACAUUUUGAUAUCGGUACUCUGUACAGAGGCAUGAAGGAUUAUUACUAUCCAGUCGCGUUUGGAAAGACAAAGGAUUAUAAUCCUGAAUGUUAUAAAGUAUUCGAAGGCGCGUUUGACGUUCUGAAUAAAUUUCUGGAUGGACAAGAUUAUGCCGCUGGACGCAAUUUAACUAUCGCUGAUCUCGCUUUAGCUGCCACUGUAUCGACAGCAGAGGUUUUCGGUUUCGAAGUGGAGAGAUAUACUAAUGUUGGUAAAUGGAUGAACAGGAUAAAAUCACUCGCACCAGGUUAUCGUAAAGCUAAUGGCGAAGGAUUAGAAAUAUUAAAGAAAUUAAUUGAAGAUUUUAAAAAGGACUAACGUAUAUAAAUAUUUAUAUAUUAAUUUGUAUAGAAUAAACUGAACUUAAUGAUUAAAAUUCAAU